AAUAGCCAAAUGCCAAAUAUUUGGAGUGUAACGAGUUUGUAAAUAAAUAAACACAAAACACACGCGAUACUUUGUACAAGAAUUCGCCAAGUGUUGUACAACUUAUACGUUAUUUUAUUGUAGCGUAAAAAGUACAUUUAAUAAAAAUAUACAUUAAGGCCCGGAUUAGAUACAAAGAAGAGACGACUUAGUGCCUUAGUAAGAUUAUUUUACAAAAAAUGGAUCCAGUUUCAUUACAGAAACAGUUAAGGGACAAUGCUGCCGACCUGAACGACUUUUAUAAAGAGUUAAAAUCAUGGGGCGAAGAUAUGAAGAGAAAAAACGAGUUUAAUGAAACCCCGACUGAAAAAAAAAGUAGUUCAGAGAGUAGACGCAGUAAUUUAACAAAAAAGAAAAAUGCUACUGAAGUAAAAUCAAAGCUGAAAAGUAAGGUGGGUUUUACAGAUUAUUCUGCUUGGGAAAAAUUUGAUGCUGAUGCGGAAUGUGAGAAAGUUGAUUACAAUGAAAAUGAUGAAUCCGAUUUAACUGAUGAGUGUGAUGAAACUGCUAGAGAUGAGGCUUAUUUACAAAAGGAGAAGGGUAAUGUAUUUGUAAAAGAGAAAAAAUGGGAUGAAGCUAUUAAUUGCUACAGUAGGGCGAUUGCUGUUUACUCGUAUGAUCCUGUUUUUUAUGCAAAUCGAGCACUAUGUUAUCUGAAAAAGGAAGAUUAUGUGAAAGCUGAAUUAGAUUGUACAAUGUCCAUAAAACUUGAUGGAACCUAUGUGAAAGCAUUCCAAAGGCGAGCAGCAGCAAAAGAAGCCCUAGGUCAACUGACAGAAGCUGAAUCAGAUCUAUUGAGAGUUUUAGAACUAGAACCAAAAAAUAAAGAAAGUAAAAGUAACCUUGAUGCGUUGAAGCAAAAACUUCAAAAAGAGUCAGUUGCUGUCACAACACAACGUCCUGUAUCCAAAUUUACAGCUUCCAGAAGCAAAAAAUUGUAUAGUGACAAUAAAAACAAGUAUGUCAGUACUUCUGCAAAUAGUGUCAAAGCUCCAGUAGAUAUUAUAUUGGUAAACGCAGUUACAAAACCUGCACAUUUACAAUCCAAGAAACCCUUGCAACGAGUUGAAAUUCAAGAAACUAUGGGGAUUGAAGACAAUACAGUAAAAGAUCAGGGACAGGUCUUCCCAAAACCAUGUGAUGCAGUUAAAACUCUAAACACUGAUGAUUUAAAAGUUGUCGAAAGACAGUCACAGGAUCCAAGUGUUAAUGAAAUUAUAAAGGAGAAUAAAAACCAUACGAACAAUAUUAAAAUGGCCAAAAGUGAAAUGGAAUUAGUUGCACCAGUGAACUGUGUUCAAUUCUGUUCACAGUGGCGACAUCUGAAAACGUUAGAAAAGAAGUAUUUUUACCUUAAGUUGAUCAAGGCGGAAAAUUUGCCUACGAUUUUCAAAGAGUCUUUGGAAAGUAUGGUUUUUAGUGAGAUAUUAGAAGUUCUGGUCAAAAGUUUUGUAAAAAAUGGUGAUGAUGUUUACAAUUUUUUAAAAUUUCUUUCUGAGAUGAAGAGAUUUUCUACUUUAACAAUGUUUAUGGAUGAGAGGGAUAAGAAUUAUUUGUGGGAGCUGUUUGAGUAUUUGCGCAAUUACAAGAAAUAUUCCAACGAACAGAUAGAAUUUUUAGUGAAAAAGUAUGAAAUGUAAACAAUAAAUAUCUAUAUGUAA
This is a messenger RNA of Zophobas morio, 1700 nucleotides long. RefSeq names its product RNA polymerase II-associated protein 3 (gene spag). Bases 219 to 1679 code for a protein of 486 amino acids. Lineage: Eukaryota; Metazoa; Arthropoda; Insecta; Coleoptera; Tenebrionidae. The record is from RefSeq and is a predicted model, not a curated record. Gene Ontology annotation, molecular function: protein binding. The transcript has 6 exons. Gene Ontology annotation, cellular component: protein folding chaperone complex.